AGUCAGCGAACGGAACCUGAACAGAACUGGAGACGCGACGCAAAUGGAAAAGAAAACAUAAACGCUGAAAGCUGGAAAAAUGCGCUGUAAAUCGCCAGCCGUUGGAUUGCAAGUGCAAAAGCGCGUUGCCGAGUGUGGCCGUGAAUAAAUCGCAAUGGAAUAAGUUUGGGAAAUUGCGACAAACAGCAGCGCAAAGCGACGGAACCCACACACGCCCCCGCACCACCCCCCGCGCUCCAAGCAGGCGUUGCUAAAUAAUUUCUCCGGGGCGCUCCGCUGGACAAAAAGUGUUUUUUUUUCUUUGGUUUUUAUUCGUUGGCGUGCGCGUAUAAAUAAAUAGCCGAAAGAGCCAGAGAAAAUACAAGGCAGAGAAAAUAAAUCGGAGAAAAAUCAGUACAAAUCAGCGAAUAGAAAGUGUAUACCGCCUGCACUUGUGCCUGUAUGUGCGUGAGUGCGAGUGAGCGAGUGUGUGUGAUGUGUGUUUGUGUGCGGGACGGAGAACACAAGGUGCAAAAUGUUUACAAAAAAAUCGCAUGCCGAUGUGAAGAAAUCCACGGCCAAGUUGCAGGACUCCAAGAAGGAUUCCGCCUCCCGACUGCGGCACCUACGCAUGAUAUUGGAUAAUGUGGAGCUAGAAGAAUCGAAGUGCCUGUUCGAGACCAACUACAGUCAUGUCUACUUCAUACUCUACGACACCUUUAUUCAAGCCGAGGCGAAUCUAAAGCAAAAAGAACUUCCGUUUCACAUUGUGCACAAGGCGCAUCGCGAGGAACUGGACGGUUCACUAUGGCUGCUGGAGAAGAUCCUGUGCCUUCUGCCGGAGUUGUUGGCUCGUCGGUGGCAAUGCCAUUCCCUAAGUCGCAUCAUGGCCAAGCUACUGCAUCUGGGCAACUCGCCCAAGCUGCGACGCGAAGGUGUCAGAUACUUCUUACUGUGGUAUCAGACACUAGGCGAAAAUGCACCAGGCUACGUGCACGCCAUGUACGCGGACCUCAUCCCUGGCCUUAUUGUACCCCAGAAAGGUGUGGUCGGUCCGGAUACAGAGUUCAGUGCCUCGGACUUCCUCACUCAUCCAAACAUGAAGGCGGACGGCGGGAUGGCCUCCGUUUUUCACGACAACGCAUUCUCGCACCCCGUGCAGAGUUCGGAGGUAGUUGCCCUGUUGCCACCUUCAUCCAGCGAAAAAUCAGCGCCACCGGAUCCACGGGAUGGCCUGGAGGUACUGCUAAACAACAUGGUGCACACGACGGCCUGCCUGAGAUGGCGGGAUAAUCGGGCCCAAAAGGAUCAUCGGGCAUUUGCCUUCCUGCUGCAGCGAUUUAUGGAUGUUUUCCUGCCAGUAUUUUCGCCCAACUUCGAUGUCAGUUGCUCUAUCUACAAUCCGCGAUUGGACUUGCCCGUCAUGCGAUCCAUAAACAAAAAGGAGGAGGUAAUGGCCUCUUGCGUUGUGGUCCUCAUCAACUGGGUGUCACGUUUCACACACGAGCGGUUGCUGAGCCACCGAUUGGACUGUACCUUACACAUCGAGGACGUGGACCAAGUGCGUCUACACGGCUAUCAGCAGGGUCUAACUGUACGGGAUGUGUUAUAUGUUAACCGCGAGAACAUCAACUUUGUGCACGAGGUGUAUCGUCAGGCGUUUUUGCUUAACUUCACUUCGAAGCCGCAAAUAGAAGCAAUUCGCACAGCAAUCGCAGUUUAUCGCGACUGGAUGACAGGCGAGACGCCUCCACCGUUUCUAUUGGAGCCAAACGAUGAUCCACCGCCUCCAUCAAAUGCGGGUGGAACUCCCAGGAGUCAACGACUUCGCACACCAUCUUAUGUGGGCGCUAUUGCAGGCUCCAAGGAUCAGUUGGUACUUAGAGCUGGCCGGCAAAAUGUGUUACAGGUCUUUGUGACCAAUGCGGCCAACGUAUUCCUGGUGAACACGGCCAACCUGAACAUCUGCUUUCCCACCCGGUCGCGAAGUUAUCGCUCCACGCCACUGGAGGAGCAGACGGAGAUCUGCAAGAAGGUGCUGAAUGUGUACCGCACGAUGGUUAUGAACACGGAAAUGGACACGCGCACCUGGGAGCAACUGUUAAUGGUUUUACUGCAGGUGACCUCAAUUGUGUUGCACCAAAACCAGCAUACAUUGCCAAGUGGCACCAGCAAGAGUGCCACUUUGGGCGGAAUCCUAGGGUCUGCUAUAUUCCAAACACUCAUUGUCACAUGGAUACGGGCGCACACCAAAGUGCCUGUCAACGUGCUGCUGUGGGAGAAGUUUUUGACUGUCCUGCAAUCUUUGACGCACCGGGAGGAGCUCAUUAUUGAAUGGAAUAAGACGAUUCAAACUCUGACUCGUGUGUUCUCGAGAUACACUUACGGCAUAAACUUGCUGGAUCUACCUUUGGAUCGAGUGGCUGAAAGUCGAGCGGAAAAGAGACGUCGCAUUGGCAGCGUCUGGCAGGGACCGGGAUCAAGCAGCGCUGCUAAUGGAGGAAGUGCUGUUUCUGCUGCAAUUAGCCAGAACAGACAGCGGGAAUCUCUGGCGGAGUCGAGUAGCAGUCGCUCGGAGGAGACUUCGUCGCAGGUGCCUCUUCCAAAUCACCCUCGACCUCAUCACCAGCACACGCAAUCACAGGGAGGAACUGGCCAUGGAACACGACCGAUACCUUUAACUCCCAUGCUAAGUAGAAGCUACAGCGAAGGAAGCCUGGCUUCAGCGGCUCGGAGUUCGAGGAUACGACGUCGACGGGCGGCCACUCCAAAGCCUAAGGCGCUACAGCCGUCACAACUCGCAGAGAAUCGCACUAACCCGCAAGACUUGCGGCGCGCCAUGUCCCUUGAUUCGUUGGCGCGAAAAGGUGAUGCAGAGGAAACGGACAGCUACCAGGAAGGAGACAAUGAAAGUGGAGCGGGCUCGAGGAGUCCGUCACCCACCGCCAGCAGUGGAAUUGAAGGGGGCUCGAUCAAGGAUGCCCAACUGCAGAUUGAUGCGAGUUUGGAUGAUGCGAAUUCUGGUAGUUAUGGAAGUGGCAGUAACUCAGGCAGUGUUUCCGGACGUCGCUGUAUUAUUCUAGGAGGCUCAGCAGAGGGCUGGCAUCCAGAUUCAACCUCAAUCAUGUGGAAACGCAUGCUUGGUGCUCUAGGCGAUGUUAAUCGCAUUCCCAAAGCGGAUUUACACGCCCAGGUGUUUAUGCAUCUGCUAGAAAUGACGCAAAAUCUCAUUAAGAUCAAGCAGAACCAAGGAAUAUCCACGGAUAAUCAAAGCACGCAACCGAUACCUACUUUGGUGCCGCCCAUUGGAAUCGUGGCUCCAUGGUGUUACGGAUCCCUUUCUCUGGAUCGAUCCUUCAAGAAGGGCAAACUCUGGGCCCUUCAAUUGCUCUGUUCGCUUGCGAUUCAAGGUGCUGUGAACAUGCAACAGCUGCCCCUGUUCUAUCAUGCUCUCCACCAGUUGCUGACUGGCGAGGAUCGGGACUUGAUUUAUGCAAUUCUCAAGCACUUAGAAGGCCCUAGGCUCCUAAGUUUGCUUUUGCCAGGACACACCCUGUUGCUGUUGGACUUGGUCCAUGCAAGUGCUAUACUGCUGACUUCUCUGGAGGUCUCUAGGAGCACACCAAGAGCGGAGGUUGCGGCUCUCCUGGGAUCGCUGCUUUGCUAUCCGUCCUCGUUGCUGACACGCUCCGUCCUGCAGCCCACGCCGCAGAAGUUUGAGCUUAUGGAGUGUUCGGACUUGCAAGACCACAUCCUAAACAUUGUGCUGCGGUGCGCCAGGCGAGAGCCUUCAGCCAAGGCACGAUGCAUUGCACUCUCUCAGCUCGGACAGUGGCUGCUAAUGCGCCUUUCUCAGCCAUUAACGGCUUCGAAUUCCGGUAGGGCUAACCUCUUUCAACAGGCGGUGCCGCAUCACAAGGAUGUGCAUCCGAAGGAGACCAGUGUCUACAAUCCGCGCAUAAAGGAGGUGCUACAAGUGCUGCUCCAGGCGUUGCAGUUUAAGCAUCACACCAUUGCCAUUGUAGCUGUGGAUUCAUUAAAGUUGUGCGCCGAGCGUGGACGCCAACUGGCGGCUAUUGAAAGAGUUCCCCAGCUAAUCAUCACUGCCAUCUGCAAAGCUUUGGAAAUCCAAAGCGUAACCAAGCCUAAGGAUUCCGACAAAGUGGUGCUGACUUCUUUGAUGUUGUGCUUGGGCGAAUUCUGUAUGGCUAUUCCGGCUCCUAUUAUGCUGACGCCCUUCAACGAACAAGGUGAUACGUUAGUGCUCCAGGUGCUCAGGGUACUGUUGCAAGUAGCUUCCGGUGCUCCACGUCAUGAGAGAGUGAAACUGACGGCCGACGAUGACUUUGAUAUGCACAUCGCACACGACGAUCUUCAAGGCGAUGGACGUCUGCCGGAAGCCACCUAUCAGACCUCCGAGACCAUCCAGAAGUGCAUUACAGCCAUUAAGCUGUGUGCCAAAGCAGUGUCCAUGCAUUUGGUUACCCACAUCGGUCACUUUCCGAUGGGAAUUGGAGCAUCUCGCUUGAGUUCGAUGGUCGAGGAGCAGGAUGACAUUGGAAAUGCCUCCUAUGGUGGUCAAGUGGAGACGAGACGCGAUUCUGUGGAUCUUCCUUCUGUUGUAAAUGCCCAAAAUAUGCAGCUAUUCAUGCUAAACUCUGGUCUGGUAGCCAGUUUUAUUGAGCUGCCUACAUUAAAACUUCCUGGUGGAGGUAUAACCGCUGGCUUGGUUACAGCCGAUAAGCAAGUUCGGGUCCUAAUGAGGGAUCUCAAUGGAAAAGCUUGCUGGGAUGCUUCUAUCUUGUAUUCAGAACCGCGCAAGGCGGAGGAACCACUAAAAACCACACCAAAGAUUCAACACAGCCAACGGUUGGAUUCCAUGGCGUCCUCCAUGGUGACACAUGAGCUGCAAGCUCCUCGACACACUUUGCGACACCGACCGGCGGGAGUGCUGCCAUUGGCCAAGGACAUGGCACCGGAUCUGGAUCAAUUGGACGAUAUGCUGGCCUAUAUUGGACACACCAGUCCAGAGUGUGUGGCUCCCACUGUAAGCCAGCUGAAUGCUCCAACGACCAGUCCUCUAAGUGGAAACCAAGAAGCUCAGGCCAUUUCGGUAAUUCUGAAUCAACGCCUUUUGGAGCAGGAGUUCGUGACCCACUCGACUCAGGCUCCAUCGCCGGCAUUGCGACACGCCAGCUCGAACUCCUCACUGCAGCAACCGGAUCAGAGGUCACUGCACUCCGCAACAGCAUCGUUUGAUUCCCUGCCCACCCGCACAGAGAUGCCAUUCCAAUAUUGCCGACUGCUCUUUUCACAUUUGGGACUAGCAGGCUGGGAGCGACGGUCUAGGACGCACUUGCUUCAGAGGAGCGAAAAGCUCAUGAGGGAACUGCGAAACGUUGAUCUCCAAAAAUGCCGGGAAACCCACAAAAUGGCGGUUAUUUAUGUGGCCGCCGGGCAGGAGGACAAGGGAAGCAUCCUUAGGAAUACGAGUGGAAGCAGCACCUACGAGAUGUUUGUUUCUGCCUUGGGUUGGGAGAUCGAUCUGGAGACGCACAACGGCUUCUUGGGCGGAUUGCCACGCCAAGGAUGCGGAGCUACAGCUCCCUAUUACGCUACCCCCUUUCUCGAGGUGGUUUACCAUGUGGCCACCAGGAUGCCCUCGGACUCUUCGGAGGCUAUGCUACUGAAGACGCGACAUCUUGGCAACGACGAGGUUCACAUUGUGUGGAGCGAACACAAUCGGGAUUACAGACGUGACAUAUUGCCCACUGAGUUUUGCGAUGUGCUGAUUGUGGUUUAUCCGCUGCGGAAUGGUUUGUUCCGGGUGACUGUGAACAGGAAGCCUGAAGUUCCAUGGUUUGGACCAUUGGCCAACGAGAGCGUGAUAAGUGGCGCCUGCUUGGCCACUCUUAUUCGGGCAACCGCAAUCAAUGCCAGUCGAACGAAGCGCGCCGCCCUGCCUCUCUACCAACAAUUCUACGAGGAGCGCAACCGGUCGUUGGAUAGCGUAUCAUGUCGGUACAAGGAGAGCACCACCUUCGAAGACUUCGCCAGCCGCAUCUACAAUCCCAUGCCGCUGUGUACGCUGGGCACGCUAAGGGAGUCCAAUGCUAGCAGCUCGGCCGCACCUCUGGCUUCUGCAUUGCUGGAUCACAAUCGUGCCUCCGUCAAAGGUUGGGUACAAGCCUCGAUUGAUUCGGGGCCCAUAAUGGGGAUUGCGCCAUCGGCUUCAGCUGGAUCCACCGCGGCUAUGGAGGCAGCCACCGGAAUGACCUCCGCCUCGCCGCGUGGCCCCCGAAAACUGGGUGCUCCGUUCAAGAGCGUGACCAAGAAGCAUUCGCUGCAGCAUAUCGCCGUCGGAGGCGGAGCAGGAGCUGGCGGUGACACGCCGCCCGAGAGCCCAACAUUGCCGCAGCGACGCUUCAAAUAAAACGUGUCACUUUCCUCCGAUUCCUGGUACUACCUGCACCCAUUCCCUUCCCCACCAAUCGGGCCGCGGGCCAAGCCAGGCCCGAAAAGAUGCAGAGAGUUCUAAUGCAAACGAAAAGUAUUGCGAAACACGUUUCCUCCUAUAUUAGUUGUUGUAAUUUAUUUCGGUUUCCAGCUUAGUCUAUCAGUGUAUUUACUAUUUAUUUCUACGGCUCCCAGUCGAAGGCUUCUCUCUACUACUAUCCGCUCUAUUUAAUUUCCCAUAUAACACUGUGUUUUAAUGCUUUGCGAAUUUUACCUAGUUACAAUGAUAUCUUUUUACGUAUUUAUUUAAAAGUCCGCUCGCUUGCGAUGCGGCUGUAUUUUGCGUCCACUCAAACACUAAUUUGAAAUUAUGUUAUCUAUGCAAUCAAUUAUGUUAAUUCAUUCGAUCUAUUGUAAGAAUAUUUAGUUAAUGAGCUUUAAGCAUUCGAGUGCAAAUUGAUUAUCAGCUAGCUGAACAAUUGCUUUUUACGCAUUUACUCAGUUUUAAUCACUGUGCUGCGCUGUUUAUCCAAAGCAAUCUGUUAUUCAAUAUUAUAAAUAUAUUUCUUUCCUUUUAUGUCACAUUUUACGCUUGGCCACAAGACGCAAAUUCAAAGAAUUCGAAAAUCGUUUUAAGUGUCACGCACAAAAUGCAAGAAUAAUCAAAAUUCGAACAUAGAAACUUGCUCUGCCCAUUCAAAGCAACACAUCAACUACUAGUAUUAUGUAAUCGAGCUAUAUGUAUAGGUAGCCUAGUUGUAAGCAUUCUCUACUAUUCAAAACCCUAUCAACUGUCGAUGGCAAUCGUCACUAGGAGUGUGAGUCUUAGAAAGGAAAACAAAACAACAGAGUAACUAAAAUUGUUCAAACAAUCGCCUUUUAUUUGUGUGUAAAAAUGAAAUUGUUACAAGAUGAUUUAUUAACCAGUAUAGGGAUGUUCUUCAUUUGUAUUUCACUGCGAAUUGUUUCAACGAAUUGAUCAAAUUGAUAGAUUUAUAUUUAUAUAUAUUUACACCGAGAUAUGUUAAUUUUGUAUUUAUGUAAAAUGGGCAACUGAAAGUUAAUUGCAAUGCCUUUUUGUUGCACAAAUGUUUUAUGAAAUCUGUAGUCUAAUUAACACAAUUAACUUUAAGCGAGUAAACAUUUUUGUAUAAAAAAAAAAACAUACACAAAUAAAACCCAAUAAAUUGAAAAGCAAAUUAAUGCUAUGUGAAAUUUGUAACUAA
Molecule: messenger RNA, 7661 nt
Organism: Drosophila sechellia
Lineage: Eukaryota; Metazoa; Arthropoda; Insecta; Diptera; Drosophilidae
Product: probable Rho GTPase-activating protein CG5521
Exons: 8
Coding region: 515-6412 (1965 amino acids)
Biological process (GO): regulation of small GTPase mediated signal transduction; positive regulation of GTPase activity
Cellular component (GO): nucleus; cytoplasm
Molecular function (GO): GTPase activator activity
Source: RefSeq, a predicted model, not a curated record